UGUGUUCUGGGACCAAAGUUGCUACUAUAGCAUUUAAAAAUAAUUCAGCUAUAAAAUGUAAUAAAAAAAACUGUUUGUUGUUGACUAAAAAAAGGUGAUGUUGUUAGUUAGGAAUAAUAAAACAUGUAUAAUCGUAUAAAAUCACAAAGAGAAUUGACUGGAAAUUGUGACUUUAAAAAAAUUGAAUUGUCAGGGUUCAAAUUAGGAAAGUAAAAUCGGUUCGCAAAAAUUUUGGCACUCUGUAACGAAGUAAACCACUAUCUAGAUGUGGCCUGGAAAAACCGUAGAUCAAUUACUUUUGGCUUGUUCAUUAGUAGCUACUUGUUUUUCGACAAGAAUUUGUAUUUUUGUGACCUGCAAGCUUUAUUUUUUCCUGCGUUAUUUUUUUGUUGGUAACAAGUGGGGACGUUUAAACUUGUGAACCCUAAACACUAGAACUGAGCGUCUGAACUAGCGACUCUCUCAGUUUAAACUUUUUUGUCUCCAAUAGCCAAAAUAAUGUUUCAAAAAUGAAAUAAGUUUAUUUUUAUAGCAUGCUGUAAGAAAAUAUUCGAAAUGUAAUUAUUGUUUCAGAGGUUCUUACCAGUUUUUGUAAACAUUACAACACAAGUUAAAUACAGUAUACUGAUUGAAGUUGUUUUCACAAAAAUAUGUUUGUUUCAAACAUGAGUCUUUUAGUAAAAUGCUGUUUACAAUGUAAAAUGCUAUUUACAAUACUGUCCAGAUGUAAGCGUGGGCAUACCCUCAACUUGCAAAAAUAAUUGCUUUCAUUCAAAAAUACAAUAGGAUAGCGAGCUCCUUUCAAAUCAUCGUUGCUUUGUGUUACAUUUUUAAACCGCACACCAAAAAAGGAUUUCUAUCACCAAUUUUCGUUCUUAAACUUUUAAAAUGCGAUCUAACGAAGCUUUUCUAUUGCCAUUCUUCGUUCUUAAAUUUUUAAAACACGAUCUGAAAAAGCAUUUCCAUCACCCCUUUAAAAUAUUCGAUUCGCAAUUUUAUCAUUUUCUUUGCAAAGUGAUUUGCAAAAAUGGCAAUUUGAUUUGCAAAUUGCGAAUUGCGAACUGCUAAUUUGAACCCUGAUUAUUGUAUUGUAUGUUUUUUUAAUCCUUUACAUAAAUUUAAUGUUGUGUCGCCUUACUUGAUUUACAACAUACUACAUGCCUGUACUAUAGCGCUCUACCUGAAUGCAUGGCACAUUCAGUCAAGUGACAUAGUUACUUGUAGCUUAACCCGGCGUUUUUACAUCGAGUCACCCAGCUAGUAAUUGAGGUUAUUUGAUUUAUUUUUAUUUGAUCUUGUUAAUGUGAAUCUUAAGAUGUUUCAGUUGACAUAUGAUAAUAACAAGUAUGUAAAUAUAACUAUAAAAAUUAUUAUGGUUGUAGAAGUAUACGAAGACAAAAUUUAUUUAACAUGGUGCAAGAAUUCAAUGUGGUACGCUGUUUUUCCUGUGAAACAUUCCAGGUUGAUCAGGUAAAAAAGAGCUCACAGAAAUGGACCUGCAAAAUUUGUCAGGAAAAGCAAUCAUUAAAACAAAUUUAUUUUCAAGGCAAUGGCAAGGAAUGUCGGUUGAAUUGUCAGCAGCUAAAUAUGAGUAGGAAAGAUCACAAAAUGAUUGAUAAACAACACUGUUUAGAUAUGAUUGAAAAAGAGAGAAGUAACAUUGAUGCUAACAUUGAAUCACAUGAAGAAAUAUCUUCCUCAACAGUGUUAAUGGAAAGGAGAGAGAAGAACUCUACAAAGUGGUCAGCUUUCGUCGAUGUGAAUACGCCGAAGUCGCCAGAUAAAAGCCUAUCAAGUCGGAAGGAAUCAGUAGAAAUACGCUUCCGUGGUGAGUUUCAACCAAGUAGAAACAGAAAACGUACAUUUCGUAAACGCUGUAGCGAUGAAGACGAAAGAGUUGCGUGUGAAUGGGACACGGAUUUUCGAAGAAGUGAUAGCUCUAGACUUUAUGCCCAGACUGAUAGUCCUAAAUUGUGCAAAAAUAAACAAACUCUGCACAACCAGAUGAACAUGAGGUCACAAAUUGUGGACAAUAAAAAAACUCAUUUCGUGCCGGAUACCAACAUGGUUAAAACUUCACAGCAAUUUAAAAAUAGAGUGAGUCCAAGUUAUGGACAUAAGACAAACGGCAGUAAGAAAUACGACAAUGAAGACGAUAGGCCAGUUCAAAAGAUGGUUGCAAAAGAUGCUUCGAAAUGGUCAAUGUUUAUACAAAAUGAGGAAGAGGAGGCUUCUGCUGAUGAGAACACAGAAAUAUGUGUAGGGUUCUCUUAAAUCAAAAAGUUAACCCGGGAGGUGUUACAAUCAGUCGCCAGAAAAAUUCACUUCAGAUCAGUCUUAUACGCUUUCCCAAUCCGUCAUUUAAGCAUUUAUUUUACGUUUUGCCUUACCUCCAGAGAUGCCUGCGCAUGCGCAGUACAACCAUCUUAUGUUAAAUUUACGACCGGAGCUAUAAAUCAUUUAGACGUUUUAAUUCAUCGAUGUGUGUGUAUCAUAUAUAAAAUGUCAUCAUUAAAUUUUUGUUGCGUUACUGUUUUUAGAAUUCUGUAUUCUGUACUGUAUAUGGUUUAGUUUUAAGUUAAAUAUAUUUUGAGGUCAGAACGACCUUCUCAUAGCA
This is a messenger RNA of Hydractinia symbiolongicarpus, 2617 nucleotides long. RefSeq names its product MRN complex-interacting protein-like. The record is from RefSeq and is a predicted model, not a curated record. Gene Ontology annotation, biological process: mitotic G2 DNA damage checkpoint signaling. Bases 1411 to 2274 code for a protein of 287 amino acids. Gene Ontology annotation, cellular component: nucleus. Lineage: Eukaryota; Metazoa; Cnidaria; Hydrozoa; Anthoathecata; Hydractiniidae. Gene Ontology annotation, molecular function: chromatin binding. The transcript has 4 exons.